Molecule: messenger RNA, 801 nt
Organism: Nanorana parkeri
Lineage: Eukaryota; Metazoa; Chordata; Amphibia; Anura; Dicroglossidae
Gene: CD53
Product: CD53 molecule
Exons: 8
Coding region: 105-791 (228 amino acids)
Cellular component (GO): membrane
Source: RefSeq, a predicted model, not a curated record
UUAAGGCAGGAAAACGUAUUUUUCUUCUGAAAUUUACACAGGCAAGGCUACCGAUACAGACAAACCUUGUGAAAGUUUUCAGCAAAGACUUCAAAACUACAAGAAUGAGUAAGUGUAUCAGAGUGCUCAAGUAUAUGCUGUUUGCCUUCAAUUUAUUGUUUUGGGCAAUUGGAUGCUCCAUCAUAGCUAUAGGAAUCUACUUUGUCGUUCAUAACAUCUAUGGGUCCCUAUUUCCAGACAUUCCAUCUCUCACAACUGGCAAUAUCUUGAUUAUUUUUGGCUGUGUUAUAAUGGUAUUUGGAUUUGUAGGAUGCAUGGGAGCAAUUAAGGAGAAUAAGUGUUUACUUCUCACUUUCUUUAUUUUGCUCCUUCUGAUUCUACUGACCGAAGUCAUUCUGGCUAUUGUUCUUUUUGUUUAUGAAAAACAGAUUGGCCCAUAUAUCACAAAUGAGCUGAAAAUUAGUCUGGAGAAGCACAAAGAAAAGAACUUAAAUGAGACUAUUUGGGACAACAUACAAAGUUCUAUGAAAUGCUGUGGCAUCAACAGCUCGAAGGACUGGGGAGAUUCAGUUCCAAGUUCUUGCUGCCCUGAAGAAACAAAGGACUGCAACAAUCGUAUUGCCUUUAAACGGGGGUGUAGUGACGCUUUGACAUCUUGGUUUGAACAUAAUUUCCUUUAUGUUGGGGUAGUGACCAUCUGUACUUCUGUUAUUGAGGUAUUAGGAAUGUCUUUCGCACUGACUUUGUAUUGCCAUAUUUCCAAAAGCAGUGGCUCGUUGAAUACAAAGUAAAACACCACCU